Pistacia vera is the source of this 915-nucleotide messenger RNA. RefSeq names its product chitinase 2-like. The transcript has a single exon. The record is from RefSeq and is a predicted model, not a curated record. Gene Ontology annotation, biological process: carbohydrate metabolic process. Gene Ontology annotation, molecular function: hydrolase activity, hydrolyzing O-glycosyl compounds. The coding region runs from base 1 to 915 and encodes 304 amino acids. NCBI's taxonomy places the organism in Eukaryota, Viridiplantae, Streptophyta, Magnoliopsida, Sapindales, Anacardiaceae.
AUGAAGUUGUACAAGCUCCUUGUCCCUCUUCUUCUAAAUAUUCUCUUAACCAUAGUUACAUCAAUCCAAGCAGCCCCGGGAAACUCAAAACUGUUUAGAGAAUACAUAGGAGCUGAGGGCAAGGACAUUACAUUUUCAGAUGUACCAGUUAGUUCUAAAGUUGAAUUUCACUUUAUUCUCUCCUUUGCUAUAGACUACACCUCAUCUUCUCAUCCAUCCCCUACCAAUGGUAACUUCAGAGUAUACUGGGACACAGAGAACCUUACCCCUUCUCGUGUUUCCUCCCUCAAAGCUCAGCGUCCAAAUAUCAAGGUGGCUAUGAGUCUUGGUGGUGAUACCAUUAACGGCAAAUAUGUAUUCUUCCACCCUGCAUCAAUCAACUCUUGGGUCAGAAAUGCUAUUCAUUCAAUAACAGAGAUAGUAAAAAGUUACAAUUUGGAUGGAAUAGAUAUUGACUACGAGCACUUUAACACAGAUCCUGAUACAUUUGCUGAGUGCAUUGGGAAGCUUCUGUUCUACCUUAAACAACAGAAAGUUGUGUCUUUCACAUCAAUAGCACCAUACGAUGACAAUUCUGUGCAACCACAUUACAUGGCUCUGUGGAGGAAAUAUGGGCAUCUCAUAGACUAUGUUAACUUUCAGUUUUACGCCUAUGAUAAGGGGACAACUAUUUCUGAGUUUCUGAAAUAUUUUGAAGCCCAGAGCUCUAAUUACUAUGGAGGUAAGGUCUUAGUGAGCUUUGGUACUGACGGAAGCGGGGGUUUGUCUCCUCAAAAUGGCUUCUUUCAGGCUUGUAGUAAGCUGAAAAGUCAGGGGAAUCUUCAUGGUAUAUUUAUUUGGUCAGCAGAUGACUCCAAGAAGGAUGGUUUCCGCUAUGAGAAACAGUCACAGAAUUUUUUGGCCUCCUCCAAAUGA